Helobdella robusta is the source of this 1258-nucleotide messenger RNA. RefSeq lists its product as hypothetical. Gene Ontology annotation, biological process: regulation of transcription by RNA polymerase II. Gene Ontology annotation, molecular function: protein dimerization activity; RNA polymerase II cis-regulatory region sequence-specific DNA binding; DNA-binding transcription factor activity, RNA polymerase II-specific. The record is from RefSeq and is a predicted model, not a curated record. The transcript is spliced from 7 exons. The coding region runs from base 105 to 863 and encodes 252 amino acids. Lineage: Eukaryota; Metazoa; Annelida; Clitellata; Rhynchobdellida; Glossiphoniidae.
UUUUUUUAAUUUGUGCGCAGUAAUUUCGUCAAAAGUUUUGAAUUUUUAAAAAGAAUUAAAUAGAGGGCCUUGGCCGUCAAAAUAGCUGGUACGUUUUUAAAGCGAUGAGUUUACAAUCAUUAAUUGAAGCAGCAAAGUUUAUUGAUUGUGUAUCAACAACAACAACAAAUAAAAGACAAGAUAAUAAUUUCAUAGUUUGUUUGAAAAAUGAUGAAGAAGAUGAUCUAAAUCAGAUUGAGCGCUCGCCAAACAGCGUAAAAAACGAUAACAGAGACGUAAAAAAAACAAGAUCAAAAGAAGCACAUAAAAAUUUAGAAAAAAAUAGACGUGCCCACAUCAGGGACUGCUACAGUAACUUGAUUGACGUCUUUCCUAUGGGAUUCCCUAAGAGACCAUCUAAUCUUGAUAUCAUUCAGUAUGCUAUUGGUUACAUACAGAUAUUAGAGCGGGAAUUCAAGAGGUUGGACGAAGAGUUGAGGAAGGAAUUUGAAUUGUUUCAACUGUUGCAAGCCAGACUAGGCGGUACCGAUGAUGACGUCAUGUCAACCUUUUCCUUUUUUGAUGACGACGUCGAUAUUUCCUCAGCCUCCGCAUCUUCUGUAGAUAACAACACUUUAGACGUUGAAAAUACCGUCGCCUACGGCACCGACUCCAUUUCGCCUAUACCAAUUUUGUUGCUAGACCAUCAGCAGCAACAACUACUACUACAACAACAACAACAAUUUUACAUUUUCUGUCCUGUUAGCUUUGAAACACUGUUAUCUGCGACGACAGCAUUAACGACUACAGCAGCAGCGGUAGUAGCUGCCACAGACGCUAGGCCAGUACCAACAACGACAACGAAUAAUAAUAUAAUAACAUAGUAAUAACGAAACAUAAUUAUAACAUUAAUAAUGGUGAUAAUAAUGGUAAAAGUGAUGUGAAAGUGACGAGGUGCAAUGGUGAUGUGAGGAGAUUUUAACAGUUGUAGACAUCACACGCACGCACGCACACCUAUUACAAACACUGCUCAAUAGCUAUAAAUACUUUUGAAAUAUCUCCAGUUGGUUUCUAUAAUUUUACUCUUUCAUUGUUUAAAGUUGACAGAAGCAAUUUAUGAUAUAAAUAUUGAAUAUAUUUCACUGCUCUGUACUUUUAUUUUGAAUUGAGCAUAGUGGUUUUAUAUUGACAUUUCAUUAUUUCACCAUUUCAUAGUUUUAAUUAUUUAUUACCCGGGCUUUGAAUAAGAGAGUUCUCAUUAGCACAAAAAAGAAUAAAA